Molecule: messenger RNA, 6955 nt
Organism: Symbiodinium necroappetens
Lineage: Eukaryota; Dinophyceae; Suessiales; Symbiodiniaceae
Source: the annotation of a GenBank genome assembly
GGGUUCAAAGGGUGGUCUGGUGCUGGUGUGCUGGCGCCAGACAUGGCAGGACAUUGCGAAGAAGAACCGACCUUGCAUCACUGUGGCAGGGCCCAUCACAGCUGGGGAAGUUGGUAUCACCGCGGGCCGGAUGGCCAAAAGAAAUGGAACGAACAAGGCAAUGGUUGGCCCCAUGCUUUUGGCUCCGGGGCAUGGGGUUUUGCAUGGAGGUAGUUCUGUUUUCGGUACCGACGCUGGCGCAAGGCUAUCAGCUAUAGAGGAGGAAGACACCAAAACAGAGCGCCAGCGACCGGAGGACUUGAUCAAUAACCUCCUUGCACUUGACGAUGGACCCGUCUAUUAUGCCAUGAUUCUGACAUAUCUCCUGCUGUCCUCUCUCACGGUAAUGAACAUGCUCAUCGGUAUUCUCUGCGAAGUCAUCAGUGUUGUGUCUCACGUGGAGAGCGAAGAAAUGAAGCUCAGUGCUGUGAAGUUCUCCUUACAACGGAUAUUGGAGGAGACAGAAGCGGAUGAAGAUGGUGACAAGAAGCUAAAUCGGGCCGAGCUGGAGCUUCUACUCAAGAAUCCGAAAGCUGUGCGGACGCUGGCAGAUGUUGGAGUGGAUUUACUGGCUCUCGUUGACCUGAUGGAUUUCAUCUUCGAGCAGAAUGAGGACCUCACUUUCCCAGAGUUUAUGGACAUUGUCUUGGAUCUAAGAGGGGACAACGCUGCGACAGUCAAAGACAUUGUUGACCUCAGACGAUUCGUCAGCUCACAGACGAAGAAGGUUGAACGGUUUUACAAGGAAGCUUUCAGAUCACCUUCGAUUGUGAAACCAGGGCCACCUGCCGAUGACGAGAAUUGCUACUUGCAGCCUGCAGAGAGUGCUUUGGAUCUUCAAGGUUGUCGCCGACCAGCUGGAUCUUUGCACAGAGCCAUUUCGGUUCUUGGUUCCAUCCGUACGAUCUUCAGAGAGCGAAUUUCGCGCACUGCCACUGUUAUGAAACUCAGGGCAGAAACCAAUUUCCUCCUGCAAAAGCAGGUGAAGCAGGCCGUCGGACCACUGGAAACAAUAGGCUCCGCGACCCUUUCCACGUUAGCCUUUGCCACCACGUUCUGGUGCCUCAGUGGUAGCAUUCGGUCGUCCUCGCCAGCGGUUGCGAUGCUGGUUCCCGCCGCUUUGGCAAUAGUUGCGCUGCUCGCCAACUACAUCGGCCUCGCCAGAUAUCGAACCCGGCGGCCGGCGAGGGCCUGGUUGGUUAUCUCGCUGUCCUUGUGGGCCGCUCUUGCCGCAGGGGCCGUUCUUGGAAACAACUAUUGGUGGACAGGAGUAGCCAAGUACAACGAGUACCAGCAGAUGGCCAACUAUGUCAACGUUGACCCUUCCGUUGACAAGGGCACCUCCUUUAUGGAUGCUGGCUCUGUGUACUUCAAGGAGGGCUCUAGCGUAGACUUGACCAAAGCGAUCGCAUUUCGGAAUGGUUUGACAUAUUGUGUGGCUCCGAUAUAUUCCGAGCCUUUGGAAGGAACGGGCAACGAGCCAAAGACCGCAGCAGGUUUCGUGAUUCCGAAGAGCGGAACUCUGGACUUCUGGGCUGUUGGCACCGAUUGCUGUGGAACGACGGGGACUCCGUUUCAGUGCCAUGAUGCCACAUCCCCGUUCGCCCGCUCUGGCCUGCGAAUCGUAGAGGACAAUCACAAGGCCAUGUACCAGCUGGCGGUGCAGGAGUGGACCGCAACGACUGGGAUCCCUGCACGCAACCCUUUGUUCUUUCAGUGGGUCGUGGAUCCCAUCGCAGUGGAGGAGCACUACAGAAGCCUCUCCAGCAACAGCAUGUUCAAGCUGACAUGUGGCUACGGUAUCGCAGCAUUCUUCAUGGCCUACGUGCUCCACAUGGUCUUCCGCCACUUCAAGGUUGCCCCAAACUUGUAUCCGCCAGACUUGUUGUUGAACGAGCCUUACGAAGACGAGCCUGCAGGCAGAAAGUUCUUGGCCCUGCUCCACUGCAUCGGCAUCGCCUACAUGGUGUUGGGUCUGAACACAGUUUGUGACGUAUACUUCGCGGGGGCUAUUGACUUGCUCUGCGAUGCCUGGAGUUUAACACCCGAUGUCGCCGGCGCAACCUGGAUGGCUGCUGGUGGAUCAGCCCCAGAGUUCUUCACAUCCAUGGUGGGUGCGACGAUUGCCCAAAACGAUGUGGGCUUCGGCACCAUAGUAGGAUCGGCAGUUUUCAACGUACUCUUCGUGAUCGGACUGUGUGGUUACGUGGCCAAAGGCAAUAUAGAGCUUACUUGGUGGCCACUCUUUCGGGACUGCACUUAUUACAUUUGCUCGCUGGCCGUACUGGCAUCCUUCACAUACAACCAGACCAUAACUGCUGGGGAGGCCAUCAUUCUUUUCUGUUUGUAUCUGGGCUACGUGUCCUUCAUGUUUAUCAACAGGCCCUUAAAUAUCUGGGCGUAUGAGAAGACAGGUACUCCUUUGAACAAGGAGCUGCGAGAAUAUGUCGAGGAGCUGAGCAAGACGAAGGCCGCUGCCAAGGUGGAGCCUGAAGAAGUCGGCUUACCAGAGCAGGAAUUGUCCGAAACAGUUGCUCCUGAGCCUCGCGAGCCCGGCCCGCCCGGCCUGCCCGAGUCCGACGGGCGACCCGAGACCUCCAAGGACAACUACAUCAAGGAAGACCGAGUAGUGAGCAAGGAAGUUGCAGAAGCGGAGCCGGCGGGGGACCAGGAGACGCAGGACAUAGAGAAGGCAGAUCCUUCCCCUGCCGCUGAUCCGGAAGAGGGGGACGAUGACGAUGAUGACGAUGACGACGAGCCUGAAGAUUUCUUUCUCAUACCAGAAGGCACGCUGAAUCGGAUACUCUGGGGCCUGAGUGCCCUGGCCUUCCAAAGGCUCAAAGAGUUUCAUGCGCAUCUUUGGAAUGUCAUUGCUGUGGAUUGGUGGGUUCGCAUUUCUUCUCGUUUGGUGGACCGAUAUCGUAACGACGGUGGUAGGCGCGGAGUCAUGCUUCUGCGAAUCACACCACAACGCUCCGAGAUACCCACCAUUGUCUCCAGCGUCACUUUCCUGGCGGCCGCAACAUCUAUCCCGGAUGCCGUCAGCUCCAUGGCUGUUGCCCGAAAAGGACAAGCCGACAUGGCGGUGAGCUCCUCGAUCGGCUCCAACAUUUUCGACAUCCUAGCUGUGAGCACAGGUGGGGGCUUGUCUCUGAAAGGACUGGUGCUCAUGUUACUCAGCCUGGGCCCCUCCUUCGCGCCAUGGCCGAUGACGAGCAUUGGGCGCACUGUGAGCAGACCCUUGCGUGGGACGACUUUAUCGACGAUGAUGCUUCCGGAGAAGCACAGCACAAUGAGAAAGCGCAGCCUGACCGGACAUCGGAUGUUGCGCUUCGCACUGGAGGAGAAGGUGAGACAAGCCUGCCGUGGUGGGCCAAACGUGCGGCGCAAUGGUCGCAACAGGGAUGGUCUGAGGAAGAGAUAUGGCGAUUUCAUCUGGGCCGAGCCGAGGGAGGGCCAUGAAUCUGAGGAAGCCAAGCUCGGGGAGAUCGAGGUGCCCGAGGGCGAGAGCAGCCGAGCUGGUGGCGGCGAGACGGAGGGCAACGAGGACAUGAUUACGCCCGAGGCCUUCAACACGAUGAGCUGCAAGAUGGAAGCGACCAUUGGGCAGCGGCCGUGGAACAGCAAAGGAGGAGUAGUGGGCAGUAGUGGCAUAGUCGGUGUGGGCAGUGGAGCCGGAGACAGCAGCGACAAACCCAGCGAGAAGAUUCCGGUGCUGAGCUUUGCCGGACACGCUGGCGAGGAGGGAGAGAUUGGAAGCGCAGCCCGCUCCUACCUAAGAAAUGUCCAGGCCUGGGAGAGGGUGACGAGACUACGUGAGCACCACCGAGGAAAAGCUCUUUACUCUGCCCUCAAAGAGCGAGCACGGCUAGAGGCAGAGGCCCUGGACCUGGACAAGCUCAGCUCUGCUUCGGGGGUCUCCUACUUCAAGGGGUGGAUCCGCGAGCGGCUCAUGGACAUGGAGGUGAUGCAGGCGGGCAGGAUCAUGAGCCAGUUCUGCAGGGUGUUGCGCCGCAACAACGACCAGAGCGUGAGGAGCUUCGCGGGGGACUUCGAUAGGAUGGUGGCUCGGCUGUCGGAGGUGACCCUCCCUGAGAACGUGCUGGCCUGUGUCACAGGAAGCGGCUUUGAUCCACGACCGCCCCUCGAGGAAGCCGUGGGAGGAAUCCAAUUCCAGCCGAGGUACAAGGCUGAAGGCGUGCACCUCGCCGGGAACGAGCUGAGCACCGACAGCGAGAGCGACCUGGACACAACGGCCGGCGACGGCGAGGACGAUGGAGCUUGCGUCGUCAGCGAGGAGACGCAGGAGCUGCGCAGAGGUGCCACGAAGCAGUCUCAGGUGCCCCUGGCCAUCAUAGACAGGCUCGUGGCAUUGCCUAAGUUUGAGGAGGACAGCGACUGCUUUAAGUUCGGCGCCUCCCGCCUGUACGGGGCAGACUGGGUCGUGAUCAGAGCCAGCGUGGUCCCAUGCAACGCGCUGUUUCUCGUCGGACGGCCUGCCAUGAAGAAGCUGGGUGCCCGGAUCGACCUGGGCAAGGAGAGCGUGGACCUGCGCCACCCGGCCGUGGCAGUCUUUCCCUGGAAGCUCGUCAAAGACGAGGGCAGAGACCAAGAGAUUUGGCUAUUCCACGUUGACGUUAAGCGUUUGCCGACAGCCAUCGAAGACAUGCUCGUGCACAGCACGCUCAUCACAGGCGAGACCACGCUGGUAACCGAGCUCGCCGAGUACGAGGUGAUCUCCUACCCGAUGUGGAGCAUCAACGAGGUGCGAGAGGUGAAGGAGCAGCGGACAGCACGUGCCAGCUCGCAAAUGGCCUGGUCUUGCCCGAGAAGCCGACGAAAAGGGGUCAUCACCACAAUGAUCAGGGACGUCGAGGCGGCCCACAACGACACGGUGCUGGCCUUCGGCCAGUACAAGGCCUGGGCCUACAGCCAAGUGCCGGCACAGUACCUGGAUUGGGCGCUGAACGAAUGGAACUUCGGCCAACUGCAGCGACGAUCUGGCGAGGUUCUGGUGCAGCUUGCGAAGGGCGCUUUGUACUGCCGCCGGCACCCGCCAAUCGACUGUGAUGUUCGCGGCAACGUCCUUUACGAGAAGCUUGCUCUUCUGUAUGUCGAUGCCUUCAUCUUGACGCCUUCGCCCUCGCUCCCUGGUGUGCAAACACCGGCCCUGUUCUCCGCUUGGGUCUUUGGGCUAGGAGACUUCUCUCAUAGAGGCUGGCGGGCUCGACUGCAGGGGACCUCAGAUGCAAUGGGCCUGGUGCGCUUGAACAAAAAGGCGCUGCGAAGCUUAGAACCUUUUCAACGGAGAAAGAUUACCACUCUCAGCUCAAUUGGAAUUGCAUUUGCAUUUUGCCUGGUCGCCGUGAUCCAGGAUCUAUCCAGAGAUCCGUCCGGCGGAGGAGGCCGGAGGCUGUACGAAGAUGAUCCCAUCUCCGUCACAACAAAAUCUCCGAGCCUUUAUCCUGACGACCUGCUCCUCAACAAGCCUUAUGAGGACGAGCCAAUAGGGCGGAAGUUUUUGAUCCUCUUUCACUGCGUCGGCAUUGCCUAUUUGGUUCUCGGAUUGAACACGGUGUGCGACGUCUACUUCGCGGGAUCCAUAGACUUACUUUGUGAUGCCUGGAGCUUGACACCGGAUGUUGCUGGCGCAACCUGGAUGGCAGCAGGUGGAUCUGCCCCUGAAUUCUUCACAUCCAUGGUUGGCGCGACCAUCGCCCAGAAUGAUGUUGGCUUUGGUACGAUUGUUGGAUCCGCUGUUUUCAACGUUCUCUUUGUCAUCGGCCUGUGCGGCUAUGUUGCCAAAGGAAACAUUGAGCUGACCUGGUGGCCUCUCUUUCGGGAUUGUUCAUACUACAUCAUGUCCCUGGGCGUUCUGGCCGCUUUUACUUACAACCAGACCAUCGCAGCGUGGGAGGCGGGUAUCCUCUUUGCCCUUUACAUUGGUUACGUUUGCUUCAUGUUCAUCAACAGGCCUUUGAACAUUUGGGCGUACGAGAAGACAGGCACCCCGUUCCCCAAAGAGCUUCGCGAAUACGUGGAGCAAAUGAAAUCCAAGAGCAAAGUGGAGCCAGAAGAAGUGGUCGUGCCCAGCACGGGUGCCCCACCGCCAAAGCCUGGUGCAGAUGCAGAAGCUGAACGGCCGGAACCGGCAAAGGACAAUUACAUGAAGGAAGACCGAAUCGUUGAGAAGGCGAAGCCAGAGGACGAGGAGCCGAAGGAUGUGGAGAAAGCCGGCACUGCCACGGCGGAUGGCGAGGAGGAAGACGACGAUGAUGACGAGCCGGAAGAUUUCAUGAUUGUGCCAGAAGGAGCCUUCAACAGAAUAUUGUGGGGCCUUGCCCUGCCAGUUUAUGUGAUGUUGUACUACACUCUGCCUUGGCCUUCCAAGGGCUCGAGGAUGUUCAUGCUUACGUUCGUCAUCUCCUUGAUGUGGAUUGGAACUUUUGCCUUCUUCCUGGUUUGGUUGACAGACACCGUGACGACGGUUCUUGGGAUACCCACUAUCGUCUCCAGCGUCACAUUCCUGGCCGCUGCGACUUCUAUCCCCGACGCCGUCAGCUCCAUGGCCGUUGCCCGGAAAGGACAGGCAGACAUGGCAGUGAGCUCAUCCGUUGGUUCUAACAUUUUCGACAUCUUGGUCGGAUUACCAGUUCCUUGGCUCCUGAAGUGUGCGCUGGAAGCAGACAACCCUGACUUUAAGGGUGUCAGUAUCCAGUCUCCUUAUCUGAUGUUUUAUACGUGUGUCCUCCUUGGGAUGGUUUUCGGCACUGUCCUCAGCAUCAAGAUCUGUGGCUGGAAGCUCCAGAAAGCGCUGGGUGGCUGCAUGGCGGUCCUGUAUUUCGUGUUCAUCAUCACGACUGUGGUGGUGGAGCUGACCCAACCGGUGUGGUUAAUGACAAACCCUCCGGCGUAG